AUGUCAAUUGAGGAAGCCUCGAGCCGCAAUGCUCUUUUUUCGGACGUGGCAGCACACGCUGAAUUUCAGUCAUUCUUACAGAAGGUAUGGGACGUCACGAAGUCAAUGUACGGCAAAAACCCUGACAGGCGCAUGUUAGCAAAUCUAUCUCAGGACUCAAUAGAUGCCGACCUUAAAACGAGAUUGGCAAUUCUGCAGAUGUACGAUGAACGAUCUCAAAAGAUCCAGGAAGGACUUUGGGCUAGUGUUCAAGCACUUGACCGCAGUGAAUACGAGGAAGUAUCCUCUCUUUUCAAGCACAUGGCCAAACAUUCCGGAGUGGAUGAGAAGAAUAACAACAUCGAGGAAAAGGCAAAGACCUUCACAGGCUAUUUUUGCCCAAUACGACAGGAGGUUCCGGUCGGCAGCACUUCUUUCUUGGGCAAAUUCACAACGACGAUGAAAACGUUGAUUACAGAUUAUGCAAUUUGUCAAAAUACAGGUUUCAGACCCACAGACGAUAACCUUCAAUUUGCGCAAUCUUUCGCAGAACAUGUCCGACUUAGAUUCCCUCUUGGACUGUCUUCACCUUCAGUUGCUCAACUAAGAGAUUUGGCCGAUCGAAUGGGGCUUCGAGAACAUGUUGGGAUACAUCCUUUCUCCAAAUCAACAGCUGAGAAGUGCUGUUUUCUCUACAGGCCAAAAGAGGACACGCAAAGUCAAGAGACUUCUCUUUCUGAGGUAGAAACGGCUGUCACAGACAUGUCUCUGCUCGAUGUGGAUCACACAGACAUCGAUUUCCCUUCCCUUGCUCCCUCCAGGCAGGAAUUGCAGGGCAAUGCUGAUCACAGCUCAGUAUAA
Messenger RNA from Kwoniella botswanensis, 840 nucleotides. RefSeq lists its product as uncharacterized. NCBI's taxonomy places the organism in Eukaryota, Fungi, Basidiomycota, Tremellomycetes, Tremellales, Cryptococcaceae. Bases 1 to 840 code for a protein of 279 amino acids. The record is from RefSeq and is a predicted model, not a curated record. The transcript is spliced from 2 exons.